AGCUGGAGUGGGGCAGGUGGUGGUGUCUGCGUAUGAAAGGCGUUUUGGGGUCUGACCGGUUAUCCCUACGUCAGUGCGUUUUACUGUAUCUACCUGAGCAGGAAGACUUGACACGAGACAGUACUGGUAAACAGGGCCUGUAGCCUAAUAAUGUCAGCAAGUGAGACUAAAACAAAGAACCAUCCAGCAGCCUUGGCUCGAGAGCUCACCUGCCCCAUCUGCUUGCAGCUCUUCUCUGAGCCUGUUUCUCUGCCCUGUGGUCAUGUGUACUGUUUUGCUUGCAUUCGAACUAUGGGAGAAGGCCUCGACCAACACAGCUGCCCUGAGUGCCAGGCAGAAUACCAGGGAACCAAAGACAUUGUGAAAAGCUUAAACAUGUGCAGCAUAAUUGAGACCUACAAAGCCACUGCAGGGAAUGUCAACCCCUCCGCAAACCUUCUUGAUGUUAGUUAUGAAAUUGAGAGUGAUCCUUUUAUGGAUGAAUCAAACAUGAACUAUCACCAGGACAUAGCAGCAGCUGGAGUGAAUCAGGAGGAGACCUCAGGGUGUAAGGGAAAUGGCUUUCAAAUUGGGUGUGGAUCUUCUUUGGAUCAAGAACAAGGCAGUGGAAAAAGCAAGGUGGAACUGGAGGAACCUAAAUUCAGACUGGCCUCUCAAAUCACAGAGUUGACCCUCAAGUUGGAGAUGGCAGAGAGUGUGUUGAAGAAAGAGAGGGAAAUGGAAGUUGAUGUGACUGCUGCUAAUGCUCAGCAAAGAGAAAAGGCAUCAAAGCUUUUAGGGCAGAUAAUGGAUUUGUCACAGAGCUACAGUGCACAGGUGACACAGCUGAUUGAAGAAGAGCUUCAUCCAGGCGAGGCCAGUAUAUGCAGCCGAGUCAGUAGAGCUUCUGAGCUGACAAAGCAGCUGAGGCAGGCUGUGCUCAGAGCCGAGUCUCUUCUGACUGAGGAAGACAAGACUGCAUUUACUGACGAUCUUCAAAGUCUACAACCACUAAUUGUGGAGUUGAUGGCAAAACCCAUGGAAGAAGAGGAAGACCAUGUGGAAUCCAAAGUAAACCCAGCUCGAGCCUGUCCCAAGCUGGAACACAUGAAUGCUGAGCUGAGGGAGAGGCUUGGAGAGAUUCAGCGCUCCCUUCGAAACACCUUCAACCCUUCAGAGGUGACAUUUGACCCAGAAACAGCCCACCCCAACCUGAUCCUCUCAGCGGACUUGAAGACAGUGACUUUCAGCUCUAACAAACAGCCAUACCCAUCUUCUCCUCAGAGGUUCAUCAACUUCUUCCAGGUCCUAAGCACCCAGAGCUUCUAUGAAGGCGAUCACUGCUGGGAGGUGGAGCUUGAAGUCGCUCCAUGGAUCAUUGGAAUUUGCUACAGUGGGAAGCUAGCACGCGCUGGGCUGCCCUCUGCUUUGGAAAGCAGCCGGAGCUCCUGGUGCCUGAUGUGGUUCGACAAUCGUCUGACAGCCUUUGAGCAGGGUCACGAUGUGCCACUGAGGAGGACCACAGUAUCACGCAGGCUAGAGAUCCAGCUGAGCUUCAAGACCCACAGGCUGAGCUUUUACAAUAUAAGCCCCAACAGUGGGAAAACCCAUGUGUACACGUUUAAGGCUAACCUGACUGAACCAGUACACCUGGCCUACAGGAUGAUGACAGGGCACCCCAAAGCACGUGUCACUAUCUAUUCAUAAUCAUUUUUGCCUUGCACUUUGGGCGCUUUGUGUGAUAAUGUAGGACUGCUUUGUAAGUCUACACAGGCAAAGAAAACAUAAAUGUGAAUAAAUGACUUACUGCAGUGUGCAUUAAAUGUAGUGCUCAAAAUGCUGUGCCCAGAAAUAUUAUUCUAUUGAUGUUUAA
Messenger RNA from Scomber scombrus (Atlantic mackerel), 1852 nucleotides. RefSeq names its product tripartite motif containing 107 (gene trim107). The record is from RefSeq and is a predicted model, not a curated record. The coding region runs from base 151 to 1686 and encodes 511 amino acids. Lineage: Eukaryota; Metazoa; Chordata; Actinopteri; Scombriformes; Scombridae. The transcript is spliced from 2 exons.